CACGGAGGGCCGAUGCCCUAGAUCUGGGAAGCUUCUGUCACUCAGGCUCCCCUCUGCAUCCUGCACCUGGAAAACAAAGAGACGCUGCUUAGACCCAUGCGUAAAGGAAAGACGGAUGUUCGCUUGCGUCUUACUUUUUCCAACAUUUGCACCAAAAUGAUGCCUGUUUUUCACUCUGCCCUGGCCCCCUGACCACACCUGUGUAGAUGCUUUAUAGACUUCCUCAUACUUCACCUCGGGCCAUGAAUGAUGGCGAUGUCUGCAGAGGUUUGCAGUACCACCGAUGCGCAGAGCAAAAGUCGCCAGAAAGGCUUGGGCGCACCGGAUCUGAAUGGGUAUGUAAAAGCACGCGUCAUCCCGCGCUGCAGAGAGCAGGACUGUGAAACGUGGCUCAGGCUGAUGUUUCACAAACUCUGGAGUUCCCAGAGGUUCCGGAGCGCAGUGUGCGUGGGGUCGCUCUCCGUUUUCCUCGCCGCUUUGGUCAAAUGCGCAGACUGGACAGCUGAGGCCAGCAGCAGCAGCAGUGCUGACACACUCCUGCACACAUCGUCCCCCCUCCACUUUGUUUCUGCCUGCGCAGCCGAGCUGUUGCAAAGUUGCCUGAGUGCGCUAUCGUUGCUGUUCGCGCUCCUAUGUGCCUUCUUUUGGGUCGGGGUGUACCUGAUCCACUGCGGGGUGCUGAUCGAGACCCUCAUCUCCCUCCUGACCUUGUGCCACCUGGGCGAAGUCGCGGCGUGGUCUCUUCUGGACGGGACAGAUGAGCAGCUGUCCGCUGCAGCGGCCGGGGUUGUGCUCCUUUGCUCGGCCGCUGGUGUACUCAUGGUAGCUCGGCUGAACCAGGGCACAUCUGUGAUCGUUUUCAUCAGCAUAGCCAGGACGAUCUCGCUCCUCUCGCUGCAUAAAGUGCGGGCCGCCUGGAGACCGUACGUGGCGUACCUGGUCGGAGUGCUGGGCAUCCUGCUGGCGAGGUAUGCUGACAGGCUCCUUCCCAAACAAGGGACACAAAAGGAGGGCUGCACCCCCGUGACUGGAGCCAGGGAAGAGAUUCCUGUAUUUAAAAGGCGCAGGAGGUCCAGUUCUGUUAUAUCCUCAGACAUGGCGCACAGUCAGUCCAGUAGUAAGUCACACCGGCGGACCUCUCUGCCAUGCAUCCAAAGGGACCAGAUGCUUUCCCGUUCGGAAUGGGACCACAAGAGAGGCUCCCGAGGAUCACAGUCCUCCGGCACGACAGUGAUGGUGGAUAUUGCUGUGAUGGGAGAAGCCCACGGACUGAUCACAGACCUGCUGGCCGACCCCUCUUUGCCAUCCCACACCUGCACGUCGCUGCGGGCCGUCAGCAGCCUCCUGACCACCCAGCUCACCUUCCAGCCACUUCAUCGACCCCGUCCCACCCCCCUGCUCAACCCCAGCGAUGCCUACACCUGCUCGGACUCAGAGGAGGGACCUGAGAAGGGAGAGAAGACAUCCAUACACAAGCGUCUGAGGCGGAGUCUCCACCCUGGCCUUCUUAGGAGGAUUUCCUCCACAUGGACAACUACCACCUCUGCCACAGGAAUGCCCACCAUUGAACCUGGGCCUGUUCGAAGGGACCGCAGCGCCAGCAUUAAACCAUACCAUGAAACACUCAUAUGCAGUUGCGGGAGGCCAUACAUUAAACUGACCCAUGGAGAGGGCUCUAUAGAUAAAGGAGACAGGAUACCACGAUCAGAGGACCAAGUGGUUGUGUCAUCAGACUAUGACAGCACCCAUGAAGCCAACCACAGUGACAGCAGUGAUGUAGCACACACUGAGGAGGAUGCAGAGGAUGGGAAAAACUCCUCUCAAAACGUUAUCCUCCAUGCACUAAUACCUCCAGAGAACAAAACUAUUCUGGCACCAGAACCGUUAGUAAUGGAAGACUUGGAGCCUUUGAUGAGUCAGUUAAACAAUUGGAACUUUCCUAUUUUCACCCUAAUGGAGAAGACAAAUGGAAAAAAUGGAAGGAUCCUCAGUCAGGUAUCUUAUAGGCUCUUUGACGACACUGGCCUGUUUGAGACCUUUAAAAUCCCUGUUAAAGAAUUCAUGAACUACUUUCAUGCUCUGGAGAGCGGCUACAGAGACAUACCCUAUCACAACAGGAUCCAUGCCACAGAUGUGCUUCAUGCAGUCUGGUAUCUCACUACGCAGCCUGUACCUGGUUUACCCAGCCUAAUUAAUGAUCAAGGCUCUGCCAGUGACUCAGAUUCUGACAGUGGAAUAACGCACAGUCAUAUGGGCUUCCUAGUCUCAAAGACGUACACUGUGUCCGAAGAUGGCUAUGGCUGUUUGUCAGGCCUCAUACCCGCUCUGGAGCUGAUGGCGCUUUACGUGGCUGCUGCAAUGCAUGACUAUGAUCAUCCUGGGAGAACAAAUGCUUUCCUUGUGGCCACCAGCGCCCCUCAGGCAGUGCUCUACAAUGAUCGCUCGGUUCUGGAAAACCACCACGCCGCUUCUGCCUGGAACCUCUUCAUGUCACACCCAGAGUACAACUUCCUCGUUAAUCUGGACCAUGUGGAGUUCAAACGCUUCAGGUUUCUGGUCAUUGAGGCCAUACUGGCCACAGACCUCAAGAAGCACUUUGACUUCCUUGCUGAGUUCAAUGCCAAGGUAGGCGAUGAUCCUUCGACAGGCAUUGACUGGUCUAAUGAGAACGACAGGUUGCUGGUCUGCCAGAUGUGCAUUAAACUGGCAGACAUCAACGGGCCUCUGAAGUGCAAGGAUCUACAUCUACAGUGGACCGAGGGCAUCGUCAAUGAGUUCUAUGAACAGGGUGAUGAAGAGUCUAGCCUGGGGCUUCCUGUGAGCCCUUUCAUGGAUCGAGCUGCCCCACAGCUGGCCAAACUUCAGGAAUCAUUCAUCACACACAUUGUUGGACCACUUUGUAACUCCUACGACUCGGCUUGCCUCAUACCUGGACGAUGGGUGGAGCCUGAUCCCGAGGAGGAGGAGCAAGAGAUUACAGAAAGCGAGGAUGCAGAUGACGAUGGAUCUACAUGCUCUGAUGGAUCACAGAAAGAAGUUUCCAAGAAAAGGAGGAAAGUUUUCUGCCAGAUCACACAGCACCUCCUGGAAAAUCACAAGAUGUGGAAAAAAGUAAUGGAAGAUGAAUCCCAAAAUGAGGACCCAGAGGCGGAGCCAGUCCAUUUAAACAAAGUAGCAGAAACAAUUCUGGCUAUUGAUGAAGAAGAAGAGGAAUUGUGCAGCAGGGAAGAGCAGGUGGAAGAGGGGCAUCGUGAGGAAGAAUCAAAGGAAGCAGAGUGGCUUAUUUCAGUAAAAGAAGGCUCUAAGAAUGUAGAGGAGCAAGGGGACAGUGAACCACAAUAAAAACCAUCUAAGCUCCGCCCCAAUCAGUUAGCGAUGCAGCAUCAGUCAGGAUAAGGAUGUAAAGAAAUAUCCCCUUUUACCUUAUCCUACUGACUCCUGUUUCUGCCAGCACAGUACUUAGACACAACACUGUAGAUGUUUGGGAAACACGUGCCUACACACACAGAAAAAAAAAUAAAAAAUACAGGUUGGGAAAAUUUGUGCUUUACAUGUUUAAUCUGAAUAUGUGGUUUUACCAAACAAUUUAUAUGUUUUCUUUCCAUAUUGCAAUAAUGGAUAUUCAUUGACUUUUGGGAAACAGACUAUUUUGCUACUGUCAGGAGUUGAAGAAAAAAAAAAAACAGCUGCAUAUGUUUUAA
Molecule: messenger RNA, 3701 nt
Organism: Cyprinodon tularosa
Lineage: Eukaryota; Metazoa; Chordata; Actinopteri; Cyprinodontiformes; Cyprinodontidae
Product: cGMP-inhibited 3',5'-cyclic phosphodiesterase A-like
Exons: 14
Coding region: 247-3342 (1031 amino acids)
Biological process (GO): oocyte maturation; positive regulation of oocyte development
Cellular component (GO): cytosol
Molecular function (GO): 3',5'-cyclic-AMP phosphodiesterase activity
Source: RefSeq, a predicted model, not a curated record